ACAAAACAGAAUACUAAAUACUUAUAAAAGUAUUACUUUACUGUAAAUGAGAAAAACAAAUCUUAGAUAUCUAUAAGAAAUUAGAAUGCGACACCUGUUACAACAAGUAUACCGUAAGAUAAACCUACAUUCCAUAAUACAUAUUAGAACAAUGAGUCGCAAAAUAGCCGUUUGUCAAAUGACCUCUGUUGCUGAUAAAAUUAAAAAUCUAGAAGUAGUAACAAAUCUUAUAAGGGACGCAGCAAAGGAAAAUGUACAGAUGAUAUUUUUUCCGGAAGCAUGUGAUUUUAUAUGUGACAAUAGAAAGGACAUAGUUCGAUCAGCUGAACCUAUACUAACUGGCAAUACAGUCAAAGCAUACAAAGAGCUAGCCAUACAAAACAAUGUAUGGUUGUCAAUGGGUGGACUCCAUGAAAAAGAUGACAAAAAUCCGGACAAAAUCUUCAACACACAUAUAAUAAUAAACAACAAGGGGGAAAUUGUUGAAACUUAUAGAAAAUUGCAUUUAUUUGAUGUUGAAAUACCAGAAAAAAAUGUGAGAUUGAAGGAGAGUGACUUCUGUACAGCCGGUAGUCAUAUAGUGGCUCCAGUGGAGACUCCCGUGGGAAAUGUUGGUCUUGCCAUAUGCUACGACAUGCGUUUUCCGGAGCUGAGCACAGCUCUGACUAUCAUGAGAGCUCAGGUCCUGACGUUCCCAUCCGCCUUCACUUACGCCACUGGGUUAGCUCAUUGGCACAUACUUCUAAGAGCAAGAGCGAUAGAGAAUCAAUGUUACGUGGUCGCGGCGGCUCAGGUGGGCCAUCACAAUCCCAAGCGGCGCUCGUACGGCCACGCACUGUGCGUGGACCCGUGGGGCGAAGUCCUAGCCGACUGCGGGGAAUCCGCCCCCUGCUACAAGGUCGCCGAGAUAACGGAAAGGCUGACGGAAGUGAGGAGAAACAUGCCGGUUAUGCAGCAUCGAAGACCGAGUAUAUACUCAUUAUACACUCUGAGCGUCCGCAACAAGCCGCUGUCGGAGCACUGUGAGCGUCCUGCGCCGGACUGUCCGGCCGAGGUGGUGUCGGACGCCGGACCGACGCACGUGUUCGGACACGUCACCAUACCGGACUCCUGCGUCUUCUACAAGUCGGAGCUGACGUACGCGUUUGUUAAUCUCAGGUGUGUAACACCGGGCCACGUGCUGGUGGCGCCGCGUCGUGCGGCGCGCCGCAACCGCGACCUCACCGACGACGAGGCCGAGGACUUCUACCGCGCCGUGCGGAUUGUGCAGAACCUGAUGGAGCGCGUGCACGGCGCGGAGUCGUGCACGGUAACCAUACAGGACGGCCCCGACGCCGGACAGACCGUGCAGCACCUCCACUGCCACAUAAUGCCGAGGAAGAAGGGAGACUUCAUACAGAACGACCUCAUAUACCUGGAGCUGGCCAAGCACGAUCAGUUCAGCGCGCGACACCCGGCGAAGCCCCCGCGAGAGUUGGCCGACAUGAAGGCCGAGGCGGCCAUGUUGAGAGCGACGCUGCAGAAGAUGCAGGACGAACAGACCAAAAAUCAAAUUUAAUAUAAGGUUUAAUAAUUUUAUUUAGUUAAUACUUCAGGGUGUGUAUGUGUUC
Messenger RNA from Aricia agestis (brown argus), 1610 nucleotides. It is a transcript of the gene NitFhit, whose product is annotated as nitrilase and fragile histidine triad fusion protein NitFhit. Lineage: Eukaryota; Metazoa; Arthropoda; Insecta; Lepidoptera; Lycaenidae. The transcript has 11 exons. Bases 86 to 1558 code for a protein of 490 amino acids. Gene Ontology annotation, molecular function: hydrolase activity, acting on carbon-nitrogen (but not peptide) bonds, in linear amides; bis(5'-adenosyl)-triphosphatase activity. The record is from RefSeq and is a predicted model, not a curated record. Gene Ontology annotation, biological process: nucleobase-containing compound metabolic process.